This is a messenger RNA of Magnolia sinica, 3294 nucleotides long. RefSeq names its product putative receptor-like protein kinase At3g47110. The record is from RefSeq and is a predicted model, not a curated record. Gene Ontology annotation, molecular function: protein binding; protein kinase activity; ATP binding. The transcript has 3 exons. Gene Ontology annotation, biological process: protein phosphorylation. NCBI's taxonomy places the organism in Eukaryota, Viridiplantae, Streptophyta, Magnoliopsida, Magnoliales, Magnoliaceae. Bases 1 to 3294 code for a protein of 1097 amino acids.
AUGGAGCUCCUGCCUGUGAGCUUAAUAAGGUCAAUUUGGUUAUUUCUCCUCAGCGCCAUCCUUCUCUCUUCCACAGACGUUCCAUGCUUAUUCGGAUCUGCUGCAAACUUCUCCAACGAAACGGAUCGCCUUUCUUUACUCCGCUUCAAAGAUCUGAUAACCGACGAUCCUCUCAAUUCCUUGAGCUCAUGGAACGAUACUCUCCACUUCUGCUACUGGCAAGGAGUCACAUGCAGUGGUCGCCGGCAUCCUCAAAGGGUCACCGCCUUGAACCUCACCGGCCAGAACUUGGUGGGUCGCAUCUCUCCCUUCAUAGGGAACCUCUCCUUCCUCAGGAUAAUCAAUCUCUCAUCCAACAGCUUCUACGGAACGAUUCCUGAAGAGAUUGGCCGUUUGUUUGGCAUGCGGUAUCUCAUUCUGGCCGAUAACACAUUCACCGGAGAAAUUCCAGCAAAUCUGACCCACUGUUCGGAACUCCAAGUCCUUUAUCUUUACAGGAAUGUGCUCGCAGGGAGGAUUCCAACUGAGCUUGGCUCUCUAUUCAAGCUCACCAGGUUGCACCUUGGUGACAACAAUCUUACAGGAAGCAUCCCACCUUCACUUGGAAACCUUUCCUCUCUCACUUUCCUUUCUCUCUCAGUAAAUUCGUUGGAGGGCAGCAUCCCAGACUCCUUCAUUCGGUUGGUGAGGUUAAGCUCGUUUGCCUUAAGUCAAAAUGCACUGUCGGGUACGAUUCCACCUCAGCUAUACAAUAUCUCUACUAUUAAAGCUCUGGACGUGCGAGAGAACAGAUUGUAUGGAAAUCUUCCACCAUACUUAGGCCUCACUCUUCCUAUUCUCCAAAUACUUCUCGUCGGAGCAAACCAAUUCACAGGACCUAUACCAGUUUCAUUAUCCAAUUCCUCGGGUCUUCUACUCAUUGACCUUGGUUACAAUAGUUUUACUGGAUCUGUGCCUCUGAAUUUUGGAAGCCUCAAGGAUCUCAGAAGGUUAAUCUUGGGAAGCAAUCAACUUGGAAUUGGGAAAGCUCAUGACUUGAGUUUUCUCGAUUCUUUGACCAAUUGCAGUAGCUUACAAAUUCUAGCCGUGGGCAGUAAUCGUCUCAACGGUGCAUUGCCCGACUCCAUAUCUAAUCUUUCGACCCAGCUGUUUUUCCUAUCUUUAGGAGGUAACAGUAUAUUUGGAAGCAUCCCAUCUGGGAUUCAGAAUCUUGUCGGCUUAACACUAUUGGAUAUGGGGUCUAACUUUCUAAGAGGUCCUAUUCCUAAUGGUGUUGGGAAGCUUAACAGGAUUGGACGACUUGACUUUGGUGGAAAUGAUUUGUCAGGGACAAUUCCAUCUUCCUUGGGUAAUAUCACCCAAUUGUUUCUACUCAGUUUGUUUGGAAACAAUCUAUGGGGGAACGUACCUUCAAGUAUUGGAAAUUGUAGAACCUUGCAGUUUCUAUACCUCCAAAAUAAUAACUUAAGCGGUCCCUUAGCUGCACAACUUUUCAGCGUUCCCUCUUUGAUUUAUCUUAAUCUAAGCGAUAACUCUUUUAUUGGUUAUCUACCAUUGGAAGUCGGUAACUUGAAAGUUCUUGGAAGAUUCGAUGUUUCUCGGAACAAAUUGUCAGGCGAAAUUCCAAGCUCCCUAGGCAAUUGUCUCAGUCUAGAGUAUGUCAGGUUGGAUGGGAACUUCUUUCAAGGAACAAUUCCUACAGCAUUUAUUACUCUAAGAGGCCUUCAAUCCCUGGAUCUUUCACAUAACAACUUGUCUGGGGAGAUUCCAGAAUACCUGGGGAAGCUUCUUGUUCUGCAGUAUUUAAAUCUGUCUUUCAAUAAUUUUGAGGGUGAAUUACCAAAACAAGGGGUCUUUGGAAAUGCUAGUGAAGUUUCAGUGCUCGGAAAUAGUAAGCUUUGUGGGGGUAUUCAAGAAUUACAGUUGCCUCCAUGUUCUAGCCAAGCUUCCAAGAAACGGGGGAAGUCUCUUGCUUCAAAACUAAAAUUCCCAAUAAUUGGUGCUGUACUGUGUCUUCUUUCAUUAUCAUCUUUCUUUACCACUCUUUAUUGGGUAAGAAAGGUGAGAAGGAAAAAUUCUGUGGAGGAUGGGUCGAGAAGAAAACCUUCUGCUGUGCCUUCUGUGGAGGAUGGGUCUACAAGAAAUCCUUUUGCUAUGCUUUCUGCAGAGAAAAAAUCGACAAGGAAACCUUUUGUUUUGCCUUUUGUGGAGAUCAAGUUCAAAAGGAAAUCUUUAUCCGUGCCUUCUGCUGUGGAUCAUUUUGUUAUGAACUUAACUUAUGCGGAGCUCCUUAAAGCAACAGAUGGGUUCUCUUCUGCCAAUUUGAUUGGUACAGGGAGAACUGGUGCUGUAUAUAAAGGGUUUCUAGAUCGCUACGAGCCUAUAGUAGCAGUGAAAGUCUUUAAUCUUCAGCGUCAAGGAUCUAUGAGCGGUUUCAUGGCCGAAUGCGAAACCUUGAGAAAUAUUAGGCAUCGGAAUAUUGUUAGGAUCUUUACUUGUUGCUCAAGCAUUGAUUUCAAGGGCAAUGAUUUCAAAGCUUUAAUUUACGAGUAUAUGCCUCAUGGAAGUCUAGACAAGUGGUUGCACAGAGAUGGGCAUGAACAGGUUUGGAGAAACUUGAAUUUUACUGAAAGGCUAAACAUAGCUAUAGAUGUGGCUUCUGCUUUAGUUUAUCUACGACGAAGGUCAAUCAUUCAUCGAGAUAUAACACCGAGCAACAUUCUUCUUGACGGUGCCAUGAUUGCUCGUGUGGGUGAUUUUGGGCUUGCCAAGUUCUUAUCUGAGGUUGCCCAAACAAGGACGGUUGUGAUGAUGGGUUCUGUUGGGUACAUCGCCCCAGAGUAUGCAAUGGGCGGUAAACCAUCUACACAAGGAGAUGUUUACAGCUAUGGAAUCCUUCUAUUGGAGAUGAUCACUGGAAAGGGGCCAACUGAUGAAAUGUUUAAGGACGAUCUUACGCUUCAUCAUUUUGCCAAAUUGGCUUUGCCGGAACGAGUAAUGGAGAUUGUUGAUCCACGACUGCUCGAAGGAGAAGAAAAAGUUACUCAAGGCAGCAGAAAUCAUAUCAAUACAAGAAAUAGAAUAGGUGACUGCUUGAUUUUAAUGGUCGGAAUCGGUGUUACUUGUUCUGCAGAAUCUCCAAAAGAACGAAUGGAUAUUAAAGAUGUUCUCAGGGAAUUGCACGCAAUCAAGGAAUUAUAUCUCGGGGAUGCGAUUCACCGAGACAGACAAAUUUGGUCAGAACAAUUAGUUGAAGAUCCAUCUCAGGUGAAUCAGCUUGGAGAUUCAAAAUAA